Trifolium pratense (red clover) is the source of this 2108-nucleotide messenger RNA. Its product is annotated as proline-rich extensin-like protein EPR1. Bases 29 to 1879 code for a protein of 616 amino acids. Lineage: Eukaryota; Viridiplantae; Streptophyta; Magnoliopsida; Fabales; Fabaceae. The transcript has 2 exons. The record is from RefSeq and is a predicted model, not a curated record.
GCAAACUUAGAGCAUAUUUGUUUGUAAAAUGGGGUUAAAGGGUGCAACAUCUGUUGCCAUUAUUCUCUCCCUUAACCUCCUUUUUGUUUCUACUCUCAUCUCUGGUCAGCGGGUUCCUACGCGGCCACCACCACCACUAUCACCUGUGAUAACUCCUUCGACACCCCCACCUAAGGUGUCUCCUAGAACACCUCCUUCUAAACCACCAUCAGUUCCUCCGACACCCCCACCUAAGGUGGCUCCUACGAGACCUCCUUCCACACCACCGAGAACACCUCCUUCUAAACCACCAUCAGUUCCUCCGACACCUCCACCUAAGGUGGCUCCUACGAGACCUCCUUCUACACCACCCAUAAUACCUCCUUCUAAACCACCAUCAGUUCCUCCGACACCCCCACCUAAGGUGUCUCCUACGAGACCUCCUUCUACACCACCUAGAACACCUCCUUCUAAACCACCAUCAGUUCCUCCGACACCUCCACCUAAGGUGCCUCCUACAACUCCUCCUUCUACACCACCAUCAGUUCCUCCAACACUCCCACCUAAGGUGCCUCCUACAACUCCUCCUUCUAAACCACCAUCAGUUCCUCCGACACCUCCACCUAAGGUGGCACCUACGAGACCUCCUUCUACACCACCUAGAACACCUCCUUCUAAACCACCAUCAGUUCCUCCGACACCUCCACCUAAGGUGCCUCCUACAACUCCUCCUUCUACACCACCAUCAGUUCCUCCAACACUCCCACCUAAGGUGCCUCCUACAACUCCUCCUUCUAAACCACCAUCAGUUCCUCCGACACCUCCACCUAAGGUGGCUCCUACGAGACCUCCUUCUACACCACCCAUAAUACCUCCUUCUAAACCACCAUCAGUUCCUCCGACACCCCCACCUAAGGUGUCUCCUACGAGACCUCCUUCUACACCACCUAGAACACCUCCUUCUACACCACCAUCAGUUCCUCCGACACCUCCACCUAAGGUGCCUCCUACAACUCCUCCAUCUACACCACCAUCAGUUCCUCCAACACUCCCACCUAAGGUGCCUCCUACAACUCCUCCUUCUACACCACCAUCAGUUCCUCCGACACCUCCACCUAAGGUGGGUCCUACGAGACCUCCUUCUACACCACCCAUAAUACCUCCUUCUAAACCACCAUCAGUUCCUCCGACACCCCCACCUAAGGUGGCUCCUACGAGACCUCCUUCCACACCACCGAGAACACCUCCUUCUAAACCACCAUCAGUUCCUCCGACACCUCCACCUAAGGUGGCUCCUACGAGACCUCCUUCUACACCACCCAUAAUACCUCCUUCUAAACCACCAUCAGUUCCUCCGACACCCCCACCUAAGGUGUCUCCUACGAGACCUCCUUCUACGCCACCUAGAACACCUCCUUCUACACCACCAUCAGUUCCUCCGACACCUCCACCUAAGGUGCCUCCUACAACUCCUCCUUCUACACCACCAUCAGUUCCUCCAACACUCCCACCUAAGGUGUCUCCUACAACUCCUCCUUCUACACCACCAUCAGUUCCUCCGACACUCCCACCUAAGGUGCCUCCUACAACUCCUCCUUCUACACCACCAUCAAUUCCAUCCCCACCCAAGGUGAGUCCUACGACACCACCUACUUGUCAAAUUGGGAAACUAAGCGUUUGUGUUGAUUUGUUGGAUAUAUUUAAAGUAGUGAUUGGAGGACCACGAAGCACACCUUGCUGCCAAUUCAUCAAUGGCCUUGUUGGUCUUGAUGCCUCUGUUUGUGUUUGUGCUGCACUCAAAGCUAAUAUAUUGGGAGUCAUUGUUAACCAUAAUGCUACCUUACAAUUACUCCUCAACAAGUGUGGCCAUGUCCAGUCUACUAAUUACAUUUGUCGUUAAGAAGAUGUUAUGUUCUUAAUAAGCAAUGGCCAAUGCAUGCCAUAUAUGCCUAGUCAAUGGACAAGUCCUAGUAAUAAAUUAAUAACGUCCAUUAUAUAUUAAUACAAAAAUAUAUAUUUGUUUUAUUGUUGCUAAUUGUGAUAUCGAUGAAAGUCUCUGCAUUUGUCGAUUGUUGGGUACGAAAGUCAUAUAAUAAAUAUAUCUUUUAUUUUAUAUAUAGUUUACGAAA